Molecule: messenger RNA, 2817 nt
Organism: Caenorhabditis auriculariae
Lineage: Eukaryota; Metazoa; Nematoda; Chromadorea; Rhabditida; Rhabditidae
Source: the annotation of a GenBank genome assembly
AUGUUCGCCGUCGUCUUCGCUUGCAUGGCUCUUCUCCUCGGCGUCCAGGGCGUCCACAACGGCGACGACAUCGACUGGAAUCGUCACGGCUAUCUCGUCAAGGUUUCCCAGAAUGCUCGAAAGUUCCCGUUGUCCUCAAGUAACCAACAGCUUCAUGAAGUAUUGGAAUAGUUGCUAGAAUGAAGUUAAAAAAGCUCAUUCUCAUCUAAGCGAAAAAUAAAAAACUCUAGAAUUUCCUUUCUCAAAAAAAGGGUUUUUUAAUAUAAAGUCAGGGAGUUUCAAUUUUAUUUUAGAACCAAUGAAUUUGUCGAUUCCUUCCAUCUUCUGCUUUUUUCAGACUUUAUCAAACUAAUUGCGAUGGUUUUCUUAUCCAGCCAUGACUUCAGAUUCUUCUGCGAGAAAGGAACACGGACAACGCGACUGCGUGCACUGGAACGCUGAUUUCGCCAUCCGCCGUCCUCACCAGCAUCAAAUGUUUCCCGAAUCUUCCAGAAACGUUUAAAACACAGCGAUAUAAAAAUUCAUAAUUUUUCUUCCAGGACCUACGACGGAGUUUUAAUUAUCGCUCUUCCCAAGACAAAGAAAACAUUGAAAAGAGCCAUGUUGUCAGUUCACGCUGAAGGCGAGGUUGCCGUCAUAAAGAUUCACAAAAUCCAGACCAAGGUUGGGCUCGGAGGAAUUUUUUGAUCAGAUGAACAAUAAUUUCAGGUUUGCGAGCCUGCUCCAGCUCCUCCUCGCGUCGCUCGACUGAACAUCAAGCCGACGCUUCUGAAAACACCUUGGAACCAUGUUGAUCCUUUGGAUCUUGUCUACAAACAUUGCCGUCUUGUAGGAUUCAAAACUGAAGAUGAUCGUGCGUUUAGUUUGUGAAAAAUAUGAACUAAAAAGCCUGGAACUUUGUUUUCUUAAAAACGAUUGGACCAAGGUGAACUAUUUUGAGCUAGUAUUUCCAAGAAAAAAAUCACGAAGGUUUUUUUCCAUGAACUUUUUUCACUUCAAAAACAGUUUCUUCCUCUUCCGACCUCUCAAAGAUCGUCUCUUAAAAGCACCUGUGAGCUUUUUGCUAACAGCUAUCUAGAUGGUCCAUCUUCUUGUCUUUUGCGUGAGGCAUUUAAAAGAGCUAAGAAUGAACAGAAAGAACUUUGUAUUGCCAAUAAAAACGAUUCAAAAAAAAAAGAAAUGGGAACGUUCUUUUUAGCCAUCGACUCGGUGGAAAGCAGCAAGGCGAUGUCGGUUGAGUUGAAACUGAAAGAAGAUUCUGAGACAUUGAUGUUCGCGGAAGUGAGCGACGCUGGCACCGCGUGUUGGGUAUGCCUGAGGCUUCGAAUGUUGAGAGCCAAUGUUUUGCUUUCCCAUGUUUCGAACAUUUAGUUAUAAUUCAAUUCAUAUUUUAGAACACUUUUGCAGAGAUUCCAAAAAAAAAUAUCUAUGGCGACCAAAGAGGUUAGGUAGAAAGGCAGUUCAGAGAUGCAGUUCUGUCUUUUCAGAAUCUCUUUCAGCUCAAAUAAUUCGACGCCUUCAUGAGUGUAGUUUAGUAGUACUUUUUUUGAGCAGACUAGUUCUCAAAAAAACUCCAGAAGACUUUUAUUUUCUUGAUGUAUGAAACAAAGUUCAGGACGAUAUUGGAGCUCCUCUCGAAUGUGCUCUCAACGAGGAAGACGUGUGGGUGCAGGUCGGCUUGCUCGACUCGAUCUACGCGCAGCCAGUGAGUUUCAUCGAUAAAAAUCAUCCGUAUUUGUAAUGAAGGCCGCGCUGAUAACAAAGCUGUUGGAAGUGUCCAAACAGAUCGUGAAAUUUGAUCGUUGCCGCUUUGAACUUGGAAAGUUCACAGAUCUGCCUGAGUUCCAUAAAAAUCAUUGUUAAUCCAGUUUUCAGUGAGUGAAAAAAAAGGAGAAAAGUUUUGGAAACAUCUUAAUUAAGCCUGAUUGUUUACUGAAAAAGUUUUUUCCAGAGAAAAUCGCGAUUUUUGAAGCGUUUAAAAAGUGGAUUACCGUUUCCAAAACAUUCUUGAACACCACGAAAUUUUUUCCCUCAAUCUUAAAACUAUUUGAUUCGACUAUACUCCAAUCAAGCUGUAAUAGAUUAUAUUAUCAAGUUUCCCCUAUUUUUCUCGAAUUAUUUUUGAUAUCCCGGUUUAUUUUUUUCAUUUUGCAGCCCAAUGAAGACUGGGACGUUUCGAAUGCAACUUGCAGUGAUAUCAAGGUUUGUAUAAUCCUUAAUUUUUUUGUUUGAUCUCAUAAUUCAUCAAUAGUAAGCAACAUUGAGAAAAAAGGCUUAGAACAAAAACAGUCCUUUGAAAUCUUAUUGAGAAGUAGUAGAAUAUUUUGAUGCUCUUUGGCAAUUUUUUUAAAAAUUUUUUUCGGAAAAAAAUAAGAAGGCAUAUUUUAUCUAGACUCCAAGUUUCUAGCAAAAAAGUUCGGUCAUACGUUCAACUUCAGCUAUUACUUCAAUCCAGCAUUGAUAAACAAGGAAGAUUAGUUCCGGACUGAUCGCAAAAAAGUCGUCUGUGCUCCUAUCAACCAAAACAAGUGCAUUCGGCACAAAGAACAAAGAAACCCAAGGACCUAAGUACAUGUAAAGCCGACAAAAACAACAUGAGGUCAAGUAAUACGCCGAACAAUCGGAUUGGUAUAAUGUUUCGUGGCGAGGGCGGUGGCGACGCGUCGGUUUUUGGCGCGGCGUCGGCGGCCCCAUCCGCCCACUCGAGAGUUUCAGACGAUGCGGUUCGCCGUCUUCGCCGACGAGUCGCUGCCUCGUAGCGUCGAGCUCAUCGACAAGGUCGGAGUCUUCGCCGUCUACGACGAUUGCGAGUUCUAG